AUGCAGUCGGCCUGGCUGUUCAAUGAACAAGCAUUGAAAGCCCGUGGAAUCGGCUUCCCGCCCUCCCCGAAGUGGUGGAAGCUCACACAUUGUGGCUUGACAUUGGCGGGUCAAGAUUCCAAAGCAAUGAACAAGCCAUACAAAGCAAAGUUCAACGAAACGUUUGAGGUGCUCCAAUUCUUGCAGACUUUUGAGGGCAAUGUGAUUUUGACAUGUGAAGGCUUUCACAGUCUUCCAACAUUUCGACUGAGAUUGUUAAGAGAUUUGGUGUCCGACUUUGAUGUCACCGUGGUUUAUACCUACCGGAAUGUAGUAUCAAAGAUGUUUUCUCAAUGGCGCUUCAGCAGCAUGAAAGGAAUUACUCUAGAGAGUGCUUCAGACUAUUUCUGGCAUGGAGGGUGGGAUGAAACAGAGGCAAUUGCAAACCUUGUUACCGUAUUUGGGCGCGAGCGAGUGCGAAUCCUGGACUAUGAUGGUGUUCUGUUUGCCGGCGAGAGCCUGGCGAAUGUAGGGCUUCGAGCAGCAUUCGGACUUUUCACGCCACCUUUAAACUUGAACCUUUCAAAUCACACAAGGAUCAACCCGUCUCAGCCACCCACGUACUAUUACAUCAAAUCUUUGCUCACACACUUUUCGAUCUACGUUCGGGCCAAGUACGGCUGCAAGGUGGCUCUCGAGAACUGGAUGAACUACAGUGAACUGUACCUGGCAGACUUUGCAGAUCAAAUCCCUUUAACCUCCUCAGGGCCCAAGCCUUUGUUUGCGCAAGGAGCUCUGGUCUAUGAUUCCUGGGUCAGAACGCAAUAUUGCGAUAUCAUGUGGUUCGGUGGCAUGGGGCGCUUGCCCCUGCUCAAAGAAAUUGAGUCCACCUUGCCACUGUAUGUACUUGAUGUCAACAGUUUUCAUGCCCAGUUUGAUUUGUGGGCGCAACGCUUCGAAGAGCAAUACUUAAAGCGUUCCCAGCUGCAGGAGGUGACAAAAAUCCUCCUGGAGGAGGUGCUUCAUCGGGACGAUGGAGAGCACCAGGGCCUGUACCCCCAAAACCCCUAUCCGUAUACCUACAGAAGGCCUUCCCUGGACUGCGCCGUGCUUGGCCAUGCCGUGCUGCGGCUGCUCGGCGUGGCUGGUGCCGACGUCCGCGCACGGCCCAGCGGGGGAAGCGAAGGCGUGCAGCUAUCUGCCACUAGCUCCACCUUAUUGGGGUCCAAAAGAGGCCACGGCGUCGAGUCUUCCCGCCGAGUCGGUGCUGGUGAGUGCGACGACGCCCUCGUUUCAGAUGCCUUUGGAGUGGCCGCUCUGUGUGGCCUUGCAGCUGCGCGCCCGUUCCGACUCUUCGUGCCCAACUGGUCGAGGCGUUCCCAGCUGCAGGAGGUGACAAAAAUCCUCCUGGAGGCAAAGGGAUGCGAGCUGAGCCAGGACGCCUGGCAACGUUUCCAUGCCUUGGGUGACCCAGAAGUGGAGGAGGUGCUUCAUCGCAUGGGAUGUCUGGACGAUGGGGAGCACCAGGCCUCCUUGCGCAGCGAGCUGCUCGCGAAGCUGCGCCGGGCAAGAGCCAAGCUGGAUGAGGAGCGUUUGCGCAACAAGAUGCCGCAGCCACGGCAAGUGCCAUUUUCAGGAGCCUUGGCAGUUGAGGCCACCCUGGCCCUAGUGGAGCUGGCUCGAGUGCAGGAUUCGGAUGUUUUGCAGGUUUUCUUGGAGCAAGAGCUCUUGAAACGCUGUGUGGUGCACCUCUUUGUGCGGCCCUGGGGCGCCGUGAUGCUCAACACCGUGGGUGCCCUAUGUUUGGAACUCAUUCGGAGUCCUCAAAGUUCUUCAGUGAAGGCCCUCUGCCUCUUCUUAGAAGAUGGCGCCGUGAUGGGCCGCGUGGCAAAGGCCUUGAAGGCGGUGGCGCAAGAGACGCACCGUGACUGGUAUGCGCCCGAGCUCACUGGGCUGCUGCGGAAGAUCUUGGGGGAGUUGCGUGAUGCCGGGAGCACAUGGUCAGAGGUGCAGGAGCGCCUUGACUCCUUAGCAUGUUGGACAGAGGUGGUGCUUCCGGACCUCGAAGAGUUCGCGCAGCUGGAGCAAGAACCCUUGGGUGGCUUCCCGAAACUGGACACGCCGUCCUUCCCCAUGGUGAACGUGGAUGACGUGGAGUUCAGUCCCGAGGACCUUCGCGAUCUGGAUGAAGACUUGGACACCGAGUUCCUUCUUGACUUGGGUCAUGGGCAGCUGCAGCGACAGGCCCAGGUGUCAGCGCGCAAAGACGACGCAGAGUUGGCGCACGAAAAGGGCAACGGCGAUGACCCAGAGGAGGAAGGUGAAGCUGGUGAAUGGGUCUGA
Molecule: messenger RNA, 2322 nt
Organism: Durusdinium trenchii
Lineage: Eukaryota; Dinophyceae; Suessiales; Symbiodiniaceae
Source: the annotation of a GenBank genome assembly